Dromiciops gliroides (monito del monte) is the source of this 10325-nucleotide messenger RNA. It is a transcript of the gene ATP8A2, whose product is annotated as ATPase phospholipid transporting 8A2. Gene Ontology annotation, molecular function: ATPase-coupled intramembrane lipid carrier activity; ATP binding; magnesium ion binding. Bases 546 to 3992 code for a protein of 1148 amino acids. The record is from RefSeq and is a predicted model, not a curated record. NCBI's taxonomy places the organism in Eukaryota, Metazoa, Chordata, Mammalia, Microbiotheria, Microbiotheriidae. Gene Ontology annotation, cellular component: plasma membrane. The transcript is spliced from 37 exons. Gene Ontology annotation, biological process: phospholipid translocation; neuron development.
CCAAGUUCCCGAGGUCAGGGUAGGCAUUGCUGGAGUCCCCGUGCCCUCUUCAGGCUGCAUGUAGAGCCUAUUGGUUCGCCUACGUUCGUUUGAUUUUGUGCAGUGUCUUGCUGCGGAAGGGAAAGAGAGCCAGGGCGUUGAAAAUGUUUAUGGGCAGAUCCGGUUUUCUCAAACCCAACACACAAAAAACCAGUCCCUCAAACGGAACACAUCUACUCAACCCCCAAAUUUGGAGGGACAGCCAAACGCAUACCAGACACAACGUUCUCAUAAUGUACACAUUGUAAAUAUGUGUAACUUUUGGCAAUUUAAGAUGCUAUGAUAUAAUGGAAAAAACACUGGACCUGAAGUCAGAAAACCUGAAGAGUUCUGACUCAGAUACAAUAUCAAUGUGACUUUGGGCAAGUCAAUUGAUCUUUCUUAGCCUCAGUUUCUUCAUCUAUAAUAAUGCUUGUUUGACCUACCUCUAAGGAACCUGCUUUGUAUAUGGUCGAGAACCGAGACCUGUUUAUACCACCUCCAGCUACAAGAAAGCAGAUGAUGAGAUGUCCGGGACCGCGUCCACUGCGGACCUGGAGGAUACACCCACUCGCACCAUUUACUUCAAUCAGCCCCAGCAGACCAAGUUCCACGACAACCGGGUCAGCACAGCAAAGUACAGUGUGGUUACAUUUCUACCUCGGUUCUUGUAUGAGCAGAUUCGAAGAGCUGCUAACGCCUUUUUCCUCUUCAUUGCCUUAUUGCAGCAAAUUCCAGAUGUGUCUCCAACAGGAAGAUAUACCACCUUGGUGCCACUGAUAUUUAUCCUAACAGUUGCAGGCAUCAAAGAGAUUAUAGAAGAUUAUAAACGUCACAAGGCUGACAGCACAGUUAAUCGAAAGAAAACAAUAGUGUUAAGAAAUGGUAUGUGGCAGAACAUUAUUUGGAAAGAGGUAGCUGUUGGAGAUGUUGUAAAGGUAACCAAUGGGCAAUAUCUUCCAGCAGACUUGAUCCUUAUCUCUUCCAGUGAACCUCAGGCAAUGUGCUAUGUUGAAACAUCUAAUCUGGAUGGGGAGACCAAUCUUAAAAUUCGGCAGAGUUUGACUCAGACAGCUAAUCUGACGUCAAGAGAGCAGUUGAUAAAAGUAUCUGGAAGAAUAGAAUGUGAAGGUCCAAACCGUCACCUUUAUGACUUCACUGGAAACUUGUAUUUAGACGGUAACAGUUCAGUUUCAAUUGGGCCUGACCAGAUCUUACUAAGAGGUGCCCAGCUUAGAAAUACUCAGUGGGUCUUUGGCAUAGUUGUAUACACUGGACACGACACCAAGCUCAUGCAGAAUUCAACUAAAGCACCUCUCAAGAGAUCCAAUGUUGAGAAAGUGACCAAUGUGCAAAUUCUGGUUUUGUUCUGCAUCCUACUGGUCAUGGCCCUGGUGAGUUCUGUAGGCGCAUUGCUGUGGCACGGAACCCAUGAAAACACAAGCUGGUACUUUAGUGAACUAGAGGGAGUUUCCAACAAUUUUGGAUAUAACCUGUUGACAUUUAUCAUCUUGUAUAACAACCUCAUUCCAAUUAGUCUUUUGGUCACCCUUGAAGUUGUAAAAUUUAUCCAGGCCCUUUUUAUAAACUGGGACUUGGAUAUGUAUUAUAUGGAAAAUGACACUCCUGCAAUGGCUCGGACAUCAAACCUUAACGAAGAGCUUGGGCAGGUUAAAUAUCUAUUUUCUGAUAAAACGGGAACCCUUACAUGCAAUAUUAUGACCUUCAAGAAAUGUAGCAUCGCAGGAGUAACCUAUGGUCAUUUCCCAGAGUUGGAAAGAGAACGCUCUUCUGAAGACUUCAGUCAUUUGCCUCCUCCCACUAGUGAUUCAUGUAUAUUCGAUGACCCAAGAUUGUUACAGAACAUUGAAAAUGAUCAUCCCACUGCUGCGUGUAUACAGGAGUUCCUCACGUUGCUGGCUGUUUGUCACACUGUUGUUCCAGAAAAUGACGGCAACACUAUCAACUACCAGGCCUCUUCUCCAGAUGAAGGGGCUUUAGUGAAAGGAGCAAAAAAACUUGGCUUCGUCUUUACUGGAAGAACUCCUGACUCGGUUAUCAUAGAAGCUUUGGGUCAAGAGGAAACAUUUGAAAUUCUUAACGUCCUAGAGUUUUCAAGUGACAGAAAAAGGAUGUCGGUAAUUGUUCGAACACCAUCAGGACAAAUUCGCCUCUACUGUAAAGGAGCUGAUAAUGUGAUUUAUGAGAGACUGUCAGAGAAUUCUGAGUUCACAGAACAAACUUUGUGUCAUCUUGAAUAUUUUGCUACAGAAGGUUUGAGGACACUUUGUAUUGCCUAUGCAGACCUAUCUGAGGAUGUCUACCAGGAAUGGUUGACUGUUUAUAAUACGGCCAGUACAACUUUGAAAGACAGAAGUCGGAGGUUGGAAGAAUGCUAUGAAAUAAUUGAGAAGGAUCUCCUGCUCCUUGGAGCUACAGCCAUCGAAGAUCGGCUUCAAGCAGGUGUUCCAGAAACAAUAUCAACACUAAUGAAAGCAGAAAUUAAAAUAUGGAUCCUAACUGGAGAUAAGCAGGAAACAGCAAUCAACAUAGGUUAUGCCUGCAGACUGGUGUCACAAAACAUGUCUCUCAUUUUGCUGAAUGAACAUUCUUUGGACGCAACAAGAGAAGCCCUUACUGAGCACUGUGCUUGCCUUGGAGAUUCUCUGGGCAAAGAAAACGACAUUGCCUUGAUCAUUGAUGGUCACACAUUGAAGUAUGCUCUCUCAUUUGAAGUCAGGCAGAUCUUCCUGGAUUUGGCCCUUUCAUGCAAAGCAGUCAUCUGUUGCAGAGUAUCUCCCUUGCAGAAAUCUGAAAUUGUUGACAUGGUUAAGAAGCACGUGAAAGCCAUCACCCUUGCCAUCGGGGACGGUGCCAACGACGUGGGGAUGAUCCAGACUGCUCAUGUUGGCGUGGGGAUCAGUGGGAAUGAGGGCAUGCAGGCAACAAACUCCUCUGAUUACGCUAUUGCACAGUUUGCCUACUUGGAGAAGCUUCUGUUGGUGCACGGAGCCUGGAGUUACAAUCGAGUGACCAAAUGCAUCUUAUAUUGCUUCUACAAGAAUGUGGUGCUUUAUAUUAUUGAGCUUUGGUUCGCCUUUGUUAAUGGAUUUUCUGGGCAGAUUUUAUUUGAACGCUGGUGCAUCGGCUUGUACAAUGUGAUUUUCACUGCAUUGCCGCCCUUCACUCUGGGAAUCUUUGAGCGGGCUUGUACUCAAGAGAGCAUGCUCAGGUUUCCACAGCUCUACAGGAUUACCCAGAAUGCUGAGGGGUUUAACACAAAGGUUUUCUGGGGUCACUGCAUCAACGCCUUGAUCCACUCCAUCAUUCUCUUCUGGGGUCCAAUGAAAGUACUGGAGCAUGAUGCAUUGUUUGCGAGUGGUCAUGUUGUGGACUAUUUAUUUGUUGGAAACAUUGUUUAUACAUAUGUUGUUGUUACUGUUUGUCUGAAAGCUGGUUUAGAGACAAGAGCUUGGACGAAGUUUAGUCACCUGGCUGUGUGGGGAAGCAUAGCACUCUGGCUGGCGUUCUUUGCAGUCUACUCGACCUUCUGGCCCAUCAUUCCCCUUGCACCGGACAUGGUUGGGCAGGCAGGAAUGGUGUUAAGAUGUGGAUACUUCUGGCUGGGUUUGCUUCUGGUUCCCGGGGCAUGCUUACUUAAAGAUUUAGCAUGGACUGCGGCCAAGCAUACCUACCAUAAAACUUUGCUGGAGCAGGUUCAGGAGUUGGAAACUAAGUCCAGAGAGCUGGGAAAAACUAUGCUUCGUGAUAGUAAUGGAAAGAGCUUGAAUGAGCGGGAUCACUUGUUAAAGAGACUGGGCAGAAAAACUCCUCCGACUCUCUUCCGUUCUAAUUCUAUCCAGCAAGGUGUAUCACAUGGAUAUGCCUUUUCCCAAGAAGAACACGGAGUGGUCUCUCAGUCAGAAGUGGUCCGCUCUUAUGACACAACCAAACAGAGAGCUGGAGUGCAGUAGGACCCUACCGGGAAUUGAUGACAUUGGAUGCCUAUAUCCAGCAUCCUUGUCUAAGGCUGGCAGCGAGAGUAGCGGAAACACUGGAAAGAAAAAUCAUUUCUGUGGCCUUAGCCAACAAGUUUGUUAAUGAUGUCUCCCCUCUGCAAACCCCGAGUACAUAUGGCGGGAAAUCGUUGUUUCAAUUUGUCCGCAAUGCUCUGCCUAACUUUUGUUUAUGUUGUUAUGAAGCAUUCGACUGUGCUCUGUGAGGUGUGAAAUUAAAAACAUUAUGUUUCACCAAUACUGAAACAUCAGUACAAGUUGUUCUGGGAGAAAGGUAAAAGAAUUUUAUGUUCCGUGAGAAACCUAUCUUGUUUUAAUUGGAAUAGGGGUAUGGAAACUUCCUGUUUUGUUAACUUGCAGAUUAAGUGCGCCAGAAGCAUGUAAACCUUAUGCCAGAGUGGUUGUUCCCCUUGCUUUGAUUUAAAUGUUGUUUGUAUGAAGUUGACAUAAACUUCUUGAUUGCAAUGAAAUCACAAAUAUGUAACAGAAUGACCAAUCUGAGAAUAUUUAUCUUAACCUUUUUAGCCUCCUACCUUCCCAGCAGUGCUAACACAUAGGUGAUCCAAUGAAGUAUUCUGCAGCCAUCCUAUGGGCUUUCUAAGUCCCUUCUAGCAGUUUUUUCUUCCCCGCACGCACAGACAGUAUUUCUCUCCUUCAGACCCUCUGCAUGGUGGGCCAGGCGUGCUGGUGGUAUGGUAACCCAAUGCUGCAACUGUCCCAGCCGUGUGAUUUCCCUGGCUUCUGGCCCCUAGGCCUGCAAACUCAACAGAAUCUUGAUCCAGAUGUGAGAAAUCCCAUUCCUGCCCCUUCUCCCCCUAACCCCUACCAUCACAGAAGAGACAUAACCACCCUGCAUUUACUCUGUGCAUUCAUUCUGUCAUAACCAGGCAAUGUCCUGGUGGCCGGUGCGCAGGGCCUGCCUGCAUGUGGUAGAAGUUCCCGUAUUACCUCUUAAGCUGAUUGCUUCACAAUCACCCCCACACCCAGCAGGUUGGGGCCUUUGCAGUCGGGGCUGCCUGUGGCCACACCCAUGCUUCCAGGAGUUCAGAACCCAUCUUGGAUAUUCCCUCCCAUACUUAAGAUGAGUUCUAGUAUUUCUCCCGGAAAGGACAAAGGGUUAGCAAUCCCCUUUCAUACUGGAGGGGGUCAUGGAGUGCGCUUCUCCACCAAAGAGGAGAAGUAGGUAAAAGGAAGAAAGUAGCAAAGAGGAAGGACUGAAAAAGGAAAGAUUGCAAGUGAUGGAAUGGUGGAAUGGGGAAGGGGGCGGGGCUGGGCUCUCCUUACAUUAACUCUACAUCGAGUGUGAAGGAAGCCUUUUGGCAAGGGUAGGUAGCAUCUGGCACUGAACACUGUUGUACAAUACUGUUCUUUGAAAGAAUGAGCCCCAGGGUAUUUACACCAUCAGCCCACUAAGUCCCUCAGAGGGGACAAAGAAUUAAAAAUGAAGUGUUAAUUGAAAUAUGCUGACCAACAUCCCAAAUAUUGCCUGGAAAGGAAGCCUACUCUUGCUCUCUGGUAGGGUGUCCAUUUAUUUUUGACCAUUUCAAACACUGGCACCUUCGUAAGAUUGACUCAGCAUCCUGAAUCCUAAGAAAAAGGAUGGGCUGAAAUACUGCAUUUUUAGGACUGCACGGUGAUGUACAAUGCCACAUCUCCAAAUUUUGCUAAAACUCUGGAUGCCUUGGGGCAUGAACAAGAGCAGUGAAAGCCCUUGGUAAACUACCAGCCUCUAGGCACAUCCCCUUCAUUUGAGUUGCCAAUCUAGAUUCUUGACUGGCAUGAAGUAAAUACUGUUGAACAGCCUGUUAAUGACUGGCAUUUCCGAGUCACUCUGUGGAUUGGGAUUUGGGGAAGGAUUGGAAGGCAGCAGGAAAGAUGAGAUAAUAGGUGUAGAUCAUCUUUCUCCCAAUAUCACUAAAAGGAUCAGAAAAAUCUCAAGGAGAGUAAUGUGCUCAUUCAUUCCAUAGCAUAAUACAAGCCAGCUCUUGGAAGGUGACCACUUGGGAAAGUCAGUACCCAUGGUGACUAUGAGGGGAUGACAAGAAAGAUGCCCAUUGUCACAUGCACCUGUAGCAAAGGUCCAAAUGCCAAUGUACUUGUAUGUUAUUGGAAGGCGGUUCUGAAGGUAUGGGGGAAAAAAGAAACCAGAGACAGAUUUGCUUCAGGCAUCCUCCAACCUUUGGCAAUAGUUCUAGAAUCUUAAAUCCUUUCAUUUAGGAAUUAAUCCUGUUUGGAAUUGCCUCUUUCUGAACUUCCUUCAGUCUUACCAAUUCAGAUCCAUUCAGCAUGUUUCUCCACUACAAACGACCCUUCCUGAGAUUUAAGUAUAUUUUCCAUUUUAAAAGAUGGACCGGGGGUAGCUAGGUGGCGCAGUGGAUAAAGCACUGGCCCUGGAUUCAGGAGUACCUGAGUUCAAAUCCAGCCUCAGACACUUGACACUUACUAGCUGUGUGACCCUGGACAAGUCACUUAACCCCCAUUGCCCCGCAAAAAUAAAUAAAUAAAUAAAUAAAUAAAUAAAUAAAUGCUUACCAAAAAAAAAAAAAAAAGAUGGACCACUCUCUAGAAAGAGUAAGGAAAUCUAUACAACAGGAAAGAGCGGAGGGAGAAGAUCCUUUCGCUGUUUCCUUAGUCCGCUGAGCUUCCCUAUAGCAGAAUGAAUGAUCUGGGUUUCUAAGAGGAGCAGCUGCCACUUGAUGUGAUUUACUUAGCUGGUGCAGACUUAGAGGCUGUAUCACUUUGCCCUAUCUCUCAAUUGAGGUCAGAGUGUCACGCACAAAACCUCCCCAGAAUGAAGCAGUGGGUUGUACUAAGAUGCAUGUGUUGAAUAUUGGCUCAGUAGAGAUCCCAUAUGGAAGCUGUCACUAGACCAUCCAGUGUGUGACACUGGGGCUGGCAGGUCCAACUCUCUCAGUACCGUAAGAUCCUAAUCUGGAUCAGGUUGAAUCCUGCAAAACCCGCCCCAGGUCAAGACCUAGCAUUCCUCUUGUUCUCUGGAACCAUUACAAGCCUUAAUCUGUCGUGGUACACAAUUUACUCUUUAGGGUUGGUGGGCAUGAAUGAUGGAUGACUCAGCAUGUUCCUGGCCACGUAGGCAAAAAGAAAGGACGGGUCACUCUAUGUAAACUGAAUUCUGGGUUCACUUGCUGAGAUGCUUAUGCCAGCAAAGACAGCCUUUGGAAGGACACAGUGAAGAGGCGAUUGCUUGGGCAGGCUGGUGGAGCAGAAUAAACUGAAGCUUUCUGCCUGGCAAUCUAGGUUAACACGUCGGUUCUGAUCAAAAAGGACUUUCAUUUUCCAGUCCUCUGUCGUGGCCAAUAUACUGGAACUAAGUUCUAGGGAGCCACUGACGCAUCUAUCCCAUUCUCUUUGGGUUUCAUCUCCGAGUUCCCUCCUUCAUCCUCCCAGGAAAGAAAACACAAACUUUUUUGGUUUGAAACCAAUGUACCACGCCAUGCCUGCACGUUGUGGGUGGAAGACACUGUUUCUUUAACUCCCUUAGAGAAAUAUAUAUAUUUUUAAAAGUGAACCAAGGAUUUAGCCGAGUACCGCUGAAAAGUCUGUUGACGUUUUCUUUUCCUUGACAAGGCUUCGGGUCUUGCUGUAGGGAGCUGGCAGUAGAAAUGGGUAAUAACUUGUCAAGGAAGAAAUAGUGUGUGUGUGGGGGGGGGGGGGGGAAAUCAGUGUUAGUUGCUGAUGUGGAGAAAUUUGUCAGAUGUAUCUAUUAUGGCCACCAAACAUAACUGUUUUUCAGGUGGCUAAAAUCUGUUUCUCAUCACAAUGACCCCUUAAUUCGCUUUUGGAACCGUAAAGAAGGGGGAAAAACCAAACCAGUUCUCAUUUGAUUUCCUGGUUUCUGAAGUUUUUAGGUCCCAGCCCCUAAAUUUCCCCGGGAUCCCUCCCCCAUCCUUGCUCCAUAGGAUCUAUCCCUUGUUUUGAAAACAAUUGCACACAUUUCAGCUAAGGUUUGAGUUACAGCCCAGGGUCACAGUGCUCAAGUAAUUCAAGGAGUGAUUUAACCUCAGCAUUUGUAAGGAAUCCUUCAUCUCCUGAGAUCCAUCGAAAAAUACAAAUGGGGACCUGGGUAACUGGGUGAAGUAGUUAACCAGGUCAAACCAAAGUGUCUCCUACCAUAACCAUUAAAGGGCAGGGAAAGCUUCCUGCAGAUGAAUGAAUGGGAGGUGGGGGGAGGGCACAUACUGAACUCCUAAUCCAGGGGCUAAAAAGGAGUGAGUAUAUAGACGGUGGGUUGUCCAGUGGGUUUUUAGUGUUUGGCCUACACUGGCCGAAGGCAGACAUUCAUCUAAGUGACGUAGCCUCUGGGGAAAGGAUUUACUCUCGUGCCAUCCAAAAUAACUGGUUAUUUUUCUGUCCUAAAGGAGUAGGAGGAAGAUAACUCUGAAGUUUGGAAGGAGGACCCUGGGGCCAAUCCUAAGGGUUUUCCAUGUUGCCAAAUGUUUCAGUUUUAUGAAAGGGGAGAGCAUGAGGGUCUAUAGGACUUUUCCAGGUUCAGGUCCAAAACUUCAGUGACCCCUUCCCUGUCUUCUACAAAAAAAAAAAAAAUCCUCUGCUUAUUAAACAAACAUGGCCGUUCAGCAAUGGUUUGCCUUCAGAGAUUUGGACGGGCUCAAACCGUUGUGUUCUCUGGCUCUCCUUCUUGGAUAAUGGGUGAGGCUUUAGAGCUUUGCAAACACGGCUGAUCUGUCCUCUUUACAAGCUUCUCCCUGGAGCCCAGAAUGAGCCAACAUCAUAAAUGUACAUUUUAUUCUACUCUUAUGUGAACUCAUUCCAAAUCAGCAACUUAAAGUAUGGGCUGCUUAAUUAGCAUUUGACUCGGGAAUCUAAGAGGCAGCCUUAGAGACAAGAAGGGCUACUGAAAAAAAGUAGGAGCAGCUGGCCUGAAUGUUAAACCCUAAACCAAGAUCAGAGGAGGCCUAACUUGUAAGUCAUUAUGAUUAUAAACAAUACCUAUGGAAGUAGAGUGUCCACUUUAAGCACUAACAGAAAGGAAGCAGGCUGAAUACAUGUCAGGGAGGGUGAUUUGGUACCCAAGGCACCAAGGUAGCAUCCUCUCAAACACAGACUCCUUGCCCCAGUUAGCUGUGAGAAGUCUACCCUGGUAUUUCUCCCAUAGCUUCAGACCAGGAUCACAUAUCCUCAAAACAUUAAACAAAAGGCUUUUCUGCUGGGCCAGUGACAACUUACUAAAUACUUCAUGCAUUCACACUAUACAGUUAGUGUCAGGUCACUAUGACUGAGGAGGGAAAAAAAAAAGAAAUUCGAACUUGGGGUUAAUCUCCAACUAACUAUUUCCAGAAAACCAUGAGAGUCAAGCUAAGAUCAGUUUGAUUAGUCACUUUCCCAAAGUGGAAGAGGGGGAAGGGAAACUGGAAACAAACUUGAGGAGCAGAAUAAAGAAGGGAACCCACUUAGAUGGUGAGGUAGUCAAGUUGGAGAGAGAUGCACUAUCCAGCUGUAUGAUUCCAUUGUCAUUGGGCAGAAUGGGGGGCACCACCCUAUACCACUGUUCACAAAAGCAACCCCCCAUCUGAGUCACACCUGUUGGGAAUAAGCAGAUUUUCUCUUAUCAGGAAGUUAGUGCAAAUACUAAACCUCAUUCUCUCCUUUUCAUACUUUGUCAGCAAUGAAUGUGCUCAGAGUUCACGCUGGCUGGCCUCUGUCAAAAUAUGGCAGCCAAGGAAAUAAAAGCAAACGCAGAGACACAAAGGUGGUCUUCAUUCCCAGUGCUGGUAGAUGCAGAUGGGAAUGGGCUGGUCAGUGGGUUGAUUAGCCUAUCAGGGGCCUGGAUAUUUCACUAGCGUGUGGCCCAUUGUUCCUGGAGGUCAAAUAUUCUGCUGUCUGAAUGACAGAGUCAUCAUUGUGUCUUUUCAUCAGCAAGCAAAGUCACGUGCUCCCUUGUCUGUCAUAUCUGUGCUUGGAUUGCUUAAAUAUUGUUUUAGAUGGGGAGGUUUUAAUCUGGAUAUGCAGAGUGAAGCAGUGCUGUAGGGGAAUGUUUAAUUGGCUCCCAGCAGAGCGACGGGAGCUUCAGUGGUGUGUGGGGGUUUUUUUUCUUUCCCUCCCCCUAGAAGUGUUGCCAUUUUCACGUCCUAUUAAUGUCCUCUGGUAGUUAAAUUACAGGAGCACAUUACAGUAGAGUUGGGUUCCCUCCUGGAGUGAAUACAAAUGAAGGUCAUUUACUUGCGGGUUUUUUUAGAGGGUUUGGAGAAUUUAGUGAUUUGUAGCUUUGAUCAGUCCUGUUGACUGGUGUAUGUCUGCACAAACCUGUUUCAA